CGGAAGCGGAAGGGGCGGGGCUCCGCGCACCGAGUCUUCAGCACUGCCGCCACCGCCGCCACCGGGGCCCGAACGGGCUGGGCCGCCGAGGCAAGAUGGUGGACUACAGCGUGUGGGACCACAUCGAGGUGUCUGACGAUGAGGACGAGACGCACCCCAACAUCGACACGGCCAGCCUCUUCCGCUGGCGGCACCAGGCCCGGGUGGAGCGCAUGGAGCAGUUCCAGAAGGAGAAGGAGGAACUGGACAGAGGCUGCCGCGAGUGCAAGCGCAAGGUGGCCGAGUGCCAGCGCAAGCUGAAGGAGCUGGAGGUGGCCGAGGGCGGCAAGGCGGAGCUGGAGCGGCUGCAGGCCGAGGCGCAGCAGCUGCGCAAGGAGGAGCGGAGCUGGGAGCAGAAGCUAGAGGAGAUGCGCAAGAAGGAGAAGAGCAUGCCCUGGAACGUGGACACGCUCAGCAAAGAUGGCUUCAGCAAGGCCCAUGCCCACGCUCCCGCCUCCUUGAUGCUCAUGGCUUCGUCACCACCUCCGCCGUGGAUGGGAUGGGCGCUGCGGCCACGGCCGCCACGGCCGCGUUCGAGGUGCCCCACAGCCUUGCCCCAGCCCACUCCCCUUCUCACCCUACCACAGAGCAUGGUUAACAUCAAGCCUGAGAAGGCGGAGGAGGACUCGGAGGAGGUGAGGGAGCAGAAACACAAGACGUUUGUGGAAAAGUACGAGAAACAGAUCAAGCACUUUGGCAUGCUCCGCCGCUGGGAUGACAGCCAGAAGUACUUGUCAGACAACGUCCACCUGGUGUGCGAGGAGACAGCCAAUUACCUGGUCAUCUGGUGCAUUGACCUGGAGGUGGAGGAGAAAUGUGCGCUCAUGGAGCAGGUGGCCCACCAGACCAUCGUCAUGCAGUUCAUCCUUGAGCUGGCCAAGAGCCUGAAGGUGGACCCCCGGGCCUGCUUCCGGCAGUUCUUCACGAAGAUUAAGACGGCUGACCGCCAGUACAUGGAGGGCUUCAAUGAUGAGCUGGAAGCCUUCAAGGAGCGAGUGCGGGGCCGGGCCAAGCUGCGUAUCGAGAAGGCCAUGAAAGAGUAUGAGGAGGAAGAGCGCAAGAAGCGGCUGGGCCCCGGCGGCCUAGACCCCGUCGAGGUCUACGAGUCCCUCCCUGAGGAACUCCAGAAGUGCUUUGAUGUGAAGGAUGUACAGAUGCUGCAAGAUGCCAUCAGCAAGAUGGACCCCACUGAUGCGAAGUACCACAUGCAGCGCUGCAUCGACUCUGGCCUCUGGGUCCCCAACUCAAAGUCCAGCGAGGCCAAGGAGGGGGAGGAUGCAGGUCCCGGGGACUCGCUGCUGGAAGCCAAGCCGGGCGAUGACAAAGAUGUCAGCGUGUGAACCGCCCCAGCUGCCACCUGCCUGCCUGCAGGCCCCUGUGCCCCUCUUUUGAGAAAAUGAAAAUAGAUACCAUCUCCCUAGCUCCUGGCUUCCUCCGGUUUCGCUGCUCCCCCCAGCUCGGGGGGCCCACCCUGUCCCCACACCACUGCCCUGCUCCCCAGCACUCAUCUGAGUCUUUGCUUUGAGUCGAGGGGCUUCACUGCCUGCAGUCCCCCCCACCCCACAUCAGCAUUAUGCCAAAGGCCUGGGGGCCCGGGGGGGGGCAGAGGUCGCCAGAUUGGUCCACCAGAUGGUAGGGGGAGGGUCCCCAGCCGAGGGGCUUGUUCCCGUUACUGGGCUCUGUUUUCACUGUUUAUCUGCUGUCUGAGUCUUCUAUUUGGUAAGCGGCAGUGGUCUUCCAAUAAAGGAUUUCAGAUGCUCA
Molecule: messenger RNA, 1800 nt
Organism: Lemur catta (Ring-tailed lemur)
Lineage: Eukaryota; Metazoa; Chordata; Mammalia; Primates; Lemuridae
Gene: CDC37
Product: cell division cycle 37, HSP90 cochaperone
Exons: 8
Coding region: 96-1379 (427 amino acids)
Biological process (GO): protein stabilization; protein folding
Cellular component (GO): cytoplasm
Molecular function (GO): protein-folding chaperone binding; heat shock protein binding; protein kinase binding
Source: RefSeq, a predicted model, not a curated record